AUGGCGACGCUGGCGCAUUUUUGGGUGGCGGUGGCCGCAGUCUUUCAAGCUGUUUCUGGUCAGAUCGAAAUCAAGGUCGCUGGAUCCUCCACCGUUUUCCCGGUCGCGAAUGCCUGGGCCAACAGCAUGGACAAUGCAAGUAGCUUUGCGAUCACCAUCGAAGGUGGUGGUUCUAGUUCCGGUGCACGGCGAGUGUGCAAGCAUCGCGGAGAUCCUGACCACGUCGACGUCGGCGACAUGUCGCGCAACUGGAAGGAGAGUGAAGCUCUCUUGUUGGACGAUGGCUACACGUGGGAAUGCCGCAGUUCCCUGGUUCGCGUGACGCAGAUCCAGGUCGGCACGGACGGUUUGGCCGUCGUGGUCGCGAAGAACCCCGGCGAGAAUGGCAGAGCCCACGACUGCCUGACGUCCCCGGAAGUGGGCGGCCUCACCUUGGCCAUGCUGCACUGGAUGUUCACCAACUGGACCAGCGAGCAGCUGCAAGACUACGGCCUGGACCUUGCCUCGGUGCUCCCCAACGAUGACGGCGACGGCGUCAAGGAGUGGAGUGACUUGUCCUGGGCAUGUCCGGAGGUGCCCAUCAACACUUACGGUCCGGGGUCCGACUCGGGAACCUACGACUUCUUCGCCGAGGCCACGCUGUGCAAGGACUGCUUCGCCGGGAACGAAGGCUACGAGGCGGAAGCUUUCGCUUACUGCCCUUCGGACAAGCACCAUGACUUGGAACAACUGACCACAGAGGGGGACAUUGCCGCCUACAUCCAGAGCCAGAGGCCCGUGAACUGCUACAUGCACUCGGAGUCCGAUUAUCAGCUCUACCAGUGGCUCUCAGCGGAUACCGGUGGCAUCGCCUAUUUCGGCUACGCUUACUACGCCACAUUCACAGGUCAGCUGACUGUUGCACGGAUCGCCAGUGAUGCCUACAAGGGCGUCAAGGACACGGCCGACGCGAAGGUUGAGCCUUCCACCUACACGAUUACGGACGGCUCCUACAGCGUCUACAAGCGCCGGUUGUACAUGAACGUGGACAACAAGGCCUGGGACAGGGUGCACCCGUACCUCAGCUAUGGCUUCAGCGCGGAGGGGCAGUCUCUGGUUGCGUCCGUGGGCUAUGUGGGAGUGAAUGCAGCCUUGCUGGCCAAGAUGAAGAUCAGGAUCGAAGAGAGGGGAAACGAGGAGGCGGACUACGUGUCCGUCGCCCCAUCCAACUGCGCCAUUGGAACCGAGUUGAGCGCUGUCCCGUAUGUCAACCAGCUUCCCGGCACGCACGAAAUGGAACCAGGCCACAUGGACCCAAACAACGUCAGCUCAUGUCUAGUGCGUGUUCUCGGAACAGAAACGCACAUACAUCAGAGACAUCCGCUGCCAAGGUUUGGGAACAACAAGAUCAACUACACAUGCGCCCGAUGCCAGCCGGGCACUUUCAAGUUCCUCGACACUCCCACGGCCUGCACGCGCUGCGAAGCCGGGCGCUUCUCGGACCAGGACGGCAGGGAGGGAGGUGUGGGUGUGGGUCGGGGGGAGAGGGGGAAGAAGGUGCAAAAAGGUGCAAAAGGCUCACAGCACCCCACCAGCCCCAAACUCACAGAGGUGGGCCAGAGCACCUGCGGGCUCUGCGACGUGGGCUACGAGGCCGUGAACGGCACCUCCUGCCGCGCCUGUGAGCCCGGGUUCUACAAGAGCGAGGCGGCUGCGGCCACCUGCUCUCCCUGCACCGCCGGCAAGUUUAACAACCAGUCCGCGCAGGCCUCCUGCAGUUUCUGCGGCCCCGGCUUUUUUGCGCCGGGAGGUUCCACGCAGUGCUUUGCUUGCCCACUCAACGAGAUCGCCCCGGUUCCGGGCUCUGCAGCCUGCAGCUACUGCGGGGAAGGCUUCACCACGGUGCAGGUGGGCUCCACGGCUUGCAGCCGCUGCCGGGCCGGGUCCUACCGCUCCGUCGAGCCGCAGUGCGUCCGGUGCCCGGAGCCCAAAACAACCGCUUUCCAGGGUGCUGUGCUUGUUGGUGAUUGCGUCUGCCCGGCUGGGCAGUACCUGCGAGAUGGGCUGGCAGGCGACAGCGUGGAAGCCAUGGCCAGUGGCAAUUGCACAGAAUGCGGCU
This is a messenger RNA of Symbiodinium natans, 2098 nucleotides long. The record is from the annotation of a GenBank genome assembly. NCBI's taxonomy places the organism in Eukaryota, Dinophyceae, Suessiales, Symbiodiniaceae.